This is a messenger RNA of Drosophila bipectinata, 1594 nucleotides long. RefSeq lists its product as uncharacterized. Gene Ontology annotation, biological process: regulation of transcription by RNA polymerase II. Gene Ontology annotation, cellular component: nucleus; transcription regulator complex. Lineage: Eukaryota; Metazoa; Arthropoda; Insecta; Diptera; Drosophilidae. Gene Ontology annotation, molecular function: DNA binding. The record is from RefSeq and is a predicted model, not a curated record.
GGCAUUAUCUUCGGUCAAAACCUUUCUGUGGUGCCAGGGGCGUACCGCAACAUCCGCUCUCUUUAGGGGUUUCAAGCUGUACAAAAAACCUUCCCCCUUGGAAUUCCCUACAGGGGUGUUGGGUCUUUGCUUAAGGUUGAGUUUGUUUUGGUCAAUCAGCCUGCCACCCGGCAAUGUUUACGUUUUGAUUGAAAAUUGCUUCAUUCUCAAAAGCUUUAAAAACCAAGCAACCUCUGGCUUUUGGUUAAUCGACAACCAAUAUUACAUCUAUAGCUCGUUUAUUCUAGUGUUGUAACUUGAAACAGCAACACUUGUUGGCUGCAACACCAAUAUUGCUCAGAGAACGAACGAGUCGUGCCAAAGAGCGAGAGUAACAACAGCAACAUCAGGUGGCACCGCAGCAACUUGGGACCUUAAAUCAACUAUAAAGCGGUGGACUUUAACUUAAAUCAGUAUCACGAUUUAGGUGUAUCUAUUGACCAUAUAAUCCAGGCGCCAUGAACACUCGUCGCCGUCCCAUGGCUCCCGUCCAGAGUACUUACGCAAUAAAUGCUAAGAUCUGUCGACUGGUUGCCGAGCAUCCGUGUCUCUAUGAUCGCUCAAACGAAUUCUAUAUGCGACAAUCCUCUGUUAACAAAGCCUGGAAGGAUAUAUCGAAGAAAACCCAAAGUUCAAUCCAAAGCUGCAAGGAACGCUGGCGCAACAUCCGCACAAGCUACGCCCGCUCCAUAAAGUUGCAUCAUGGGGAGAAUACAUAUUAUUUGAACAACGAACUGCUGUUCCUGCAGAAUCACAUCACUCCAGGAGUUCCCAUUCCCGUGAAAGGUCGUCGCUCAAAGGCCAGGAGACAGGAGGAGUCGGGUCACAACUGCGAAUCCCCAGAUCCUUUCAAUCCACUCGUCGAUAUAAAAACUUCGCCAAGUAGUGUGGAUUCGGAGCAUGCGCCGAGCCAGGACAGCCAAGAGAAUCCUGAGUCCGAAGAGGAGUCCGAUGACGAAACGGACUCGUUUCGGCUACGAGACCAAAAGCGAUUGCGUUUGUCAAGCGAGUCUAAGGAAGAUGAAAUGACAUCUCCAGCUCCUCACAUCGACUUUGAUGAUGUAUUCCUUAAGGGCUUGCUUCCUGAAAUGAAGGUCAUGGACUUCUACCAGAAGCUGUACUUUAAACGUCGGGUAUACGAGGUUCUUUCUGAAAUAUUCGGUCGCGAAGACCCUCACAUAUCUAUCCUUCAACACCAAUCCUGUCCUCGUCGUCAGCCUCGUCCCGAGAUGGGCGAGAAGGCCAACGAAACAACCCGUCUGCGUCGUCAGCCUCCCCCCCAGGCACCAUCGAAUCCUUUGCAACGCUUAGGAGUGACCCUGCAACUGCCAAAGCUGAUGCCCAAGCCAUCCAAAACUGCCGAUGAUGGCUAGACUCUUAUGGAAUUUAUGCAUCAUUUUUAGGAAACCUAAUUAAGUUGUUACAAACAUAAAUAUUAAAAAAUGCAUGAGCAUGAAUCCAAAACUAGCUCAUAAGAAUAAACAUUACUGAGGUGCAUAUUUAUAGAUUCUUGUAGAUAUUAAGACAAGGGAAAGCUUUGAAGGUAAGCCAAGAA